Coffea arabica (coffee) is the source of this 2691-nucleotide messenger RNA. Lineage: Eukaryota; Viridiplantae; Streptophyta; Magnoliopsida; Gentianales; Rubiaceae. The record is from RefSeq and is a predicted model, not a curated record.
AUGCCUGGGAUCCCGACCGACCUGGCCGUCCACCACCUCAACAUAGACCCCCGCUUUAAGCCUGUGAAGCAGAAGAAGAGGAACUUCGCUCCAGAGAGAAAUGAGGUGAUCAGAAAGGAGGUCGGAAAGCUGCUGGAAUCCAAAAUCAUCAUGGAGAUCUCAACAAAGCCUGCCCGAAGGACUGCUUCCCCUGCCAAGGAUCGACAGGGAUACCACCAGAUAGAGAUGGCUGAGGAGGAUCGGAAAAAAAUAUCGUUCAUCACCGAGGAAGGAACUUACUGCUACCGGACGAUGCCAUUCGGGCUAAAGAACGCCGGAGCCACUUACCAAUGCUUGGUCAAUAAAUUAUUCCAAAACCAGAUCGGCAGGAACAUGGAGGUCUAUGUGAACGACAUGAUCGUCAAAAGCCGAGCAGGACCACAGCUCGUCCCCGACCUGAAGGAGAUCUUGAGCAUCCUCUGGGAGAGUCGGAUGCGGUUGAAUCCAAAGAAGUGCACCUUCGGAAUUAGGUCGGGCCGGUUCCUCGGUUUCUUGGUCUCCCGAGAAGGGAUCCGGGCCAACCCCGAAAAACUCCAGGCCAUCAUGGACAUGGCCCCUCCCCGGAAUGUGAAGGAGGUCCAGCGACUCACGGGAAGAAUGGCCGCCCUGAAUAGGUUCCUCUCACGGUCCGCGGUGAGGGGGCUCCCCUUCUUCCGGAUCCUGAAAGCCCCCAAAGACUUCCAGUGGAUUGAGGAAUGCCAGAAAGCCUUCGCAGACCUGAAGGCCUAUCUGGCCGAGUUGCCUACCCUGACCGCCCCGGAACAGGGGGAAACCAUGUUCCUAUACUUAUCUGCUUGCAACGAGACCAUUAGCACGGUCUUGGUGCGAGGAGACAGGGGGGCUCAGAGGCCUAUAUAUUACGUCAGCCGUGCUCUACAGGGACCAGAGACGCGGUACAUGCCGGCUGAAAAGCUAGUCCUGGCCUUGGUGCAUGCUGCUCGAAAGCUCCGACCUUACUUCCAGACCCACAGCAUCGUGGUCUUGACCGAUCAGCCCCUGCGACAGAUCCUCACAAAACCUGAGGUCUCGGGUAGGAUGACCAAGUGGGCCGUCGAGCUUGCCGAGCACGACAUCGGCUACCAGCCUUGCACCGCAAUCAAGGCUCAGGCCCUAGCGGACUUCCUCGCCGAAGGAGCCAGCCUGUCCCCAACUGAGACGAGCUCUCUGCCCGAGGAGGCCGAGCCAGAAGAGCCUUGGGUGCUACUCGUGGACGGGAUUUCGAGCAAGGAGGGAAGCGGGGCUGGCCUGCUACUCACCUCGCCCACAGGGGAAGAGCUGACCUACGCAUUCAGGUUCGACUUUCCGACAUCCAACAACGAGGCUGAGUACGAGACCCUACUGACAGGAUUGCGGAUAGCCCACCAGAUGGGUGUGACCGCGAUCAGGGUCCGGAGCGACUCCCAGCUCGUAGUCUACCAAGUCCGCGGGGAGUACGAAGCCAAGGAGGACGUCAUGAAAAAGUAUUUGGCUAAGGUGCAGGAGGCGAUAAAGCUUUUCAGCCUCUUUGAGAUCGAGCGGGUGCCACGGUCACAGAACAAGCGGGCGGACGCCCUGUCGAAACUGGCGUCUUCCUCGUUUGCCCACCUGAGCAAGGAAGUUUUGGUGGAGGUGGUCAAACAAAAAAGCUUCAACCAGAUCCAGGUCUCGGCUAUAGACAGCCCAGCAACUUGGAUGACUCCUCUAGUGGAUCUUCUCAGCUCGGGUGCCCUACCCGAGGACAAAAAUGAGGCUCGCAGUCUCCAGCUCCGAACUGCCAAAUACGUCUACGCCGGGGGGACCCUCUACAGGAGGUCGUACUUGUCUCCCUGGCUAAAGUGCGUAACUCCCGAGGAGGGCGACUAUGUCCUCCGAGAAGUGCACGAAGGCUUCUCUGGUUCAGAAGUGCCGAGCCUGUCAGGUGCACGCCCCGCUGCGCCUCCAACCCACCAGGGAGAUGGUCCCUAUCCACAGUCCUUGCCCUUUCGUCCAGUGGGGGAUAGACCUCCUGGGUCCCUUCCCGCGAGCUCUGGGCAGUUUGCUGAAAAUCCCUUCAAAAGUUGGUGCGCCGAGCUCGGAAUUAACCAGCACUUCACCUCGGUUGGACACCCCCAGGCCAACGGUCAGGUGGAGAAUGUCAACCGAACCAUUCUGCAGGGGCUGAAGACUAGACUGGAGCUAGCCCAGUCUAACUGGCUGGAUGAACUUCCUAGUGUCCUCUGGGCUUACCGCACUAUGUCCACGGCGGCCACCCACGAGACCCCGUUCUCUCUGACUUACGGAGUAGAGGCGGUGGUACCCGCGGAGAUUGGUCUCCCCUCGCCUCGGACACAGAAUUUCGUUGCGACAACCAACGAGGAAGAGUUGAAGUACAACUUGGACAUGCUGGAGGCUAGGCGUGAGGAAGCGGCGGUCCGGAUGUCUAAGUACAAAAGCCAGCUCGCCCGCUAUCAUAACGCCAAAGUGAGGACCAUACAGUACCAGCCAGGAGACCUUGUCCUGAGGAAGAAUUCGGUCAGCCGGGCACAUGGCUCCAACAAGCUCGACCCUAACUGGGAAGGCCCAUAUCUGGUCCUAGAAGCAAGCCGAACUGGCUACUGCAAGCUCGCGAAAAUAGAUGGAUCAGAGGUACCCCGCACUUGGCACUUCUCCAAUCUGCGACUGUUUGUAGCGUAG